GUGAGCUGGGCCUCAGUGAGGAUGCAGGGGGACAUUAAGAGACAGCAGCAGCAGCAGGUGAUUAGUCAGCUGCUGAAGAGGCCGUUGGACAGUUUCUUUGACAACCUCCCGGCCCUCAAGUCACCCAUACUGGUGUCGGGGCCUCGCCUCGCAGGCACCUCCGAGGACAGCUUCAGCCGCCAUUUUGAGAGCAUCAUGGAGUCACACCGCGCCAAGGGCACGUCCUACGGCAGCCUGGACCUGGACAGUGAGGAGCUGCUGACCUCCAGCACCCAGACCAUCCUGACCUUUGACCUCCCCACGCUGACCCCAGAGAUCCAGGGGGGUCAGAUGAUCUGUCAGAGCGCCCGGCAGAUUGUCAAGCUGAGCUUCGCCCCACUGGCCCACUGCGAGAGGGGGACAAGCCUAUCGGAUUCCAUCGUCACAGUGACAGGAGACUCGGACGCCACGCGUGCCCCCUCCAGCGAAAGGCUGAGCAGUAGCCCGGAUGACACGCCCCUGCGAGGGGGAGGGGGCAGGGCACGGAUGCUGGGGAGCAGCUGGUACAGCAACCCCACAUUCUCCUUCCCUAGGUCAGUGAUGUCAUACAGCAGCAACCCCUCCCUCUCUUUCCACAGGUCAGUGAUGUCAUCCUUACUGUUCUGA
Molecule: messenger RNA, 645 nt
Organism: Coregonus clupeaformis (lake whitefish)
Lineage: Eukaryota; Metazoa; Chordata; Actinopteri; Salmoniformes; Salmonidae
Exons: 2
Coding region: 22-645 (207 amino acids)
Source: RefSeq, a predicted model, not a curated record